GUUUAAAGUAUAAUAUUUUAAACUAAAAAAAAAAACUAUUAUUAUAACCCGAAACUGGCAUUUAUUUCUAACGUUAGAUUAACCCAUUUUAUUUUGGCUCUGUCGGCGUUGACGCGUAAACAACAGCGCUGCGUUAGGAAUACACCAGACGCAGAAAUGUUGGGUUUUUUUGGAAUCCGUAAAGAAUCCUCGAAGAAGCCAGUGUCUGAGAAGGAGUCCGAUGGGUUUGUAAUUGUAGGGGAGACUGUGGAAGAACAGAAGCAGAAAACCCAAAGCAAGAAUACUGUUCCAGAAGGAGUAAAAGUUUUUGUAGAGCCUUCAUGGAAAUCCUCCACAGCUCCAGCCCCGCCUGUCGACAGUGCUCAGCUCGCACCGGUGACGAAUCAAAGUGUGGAGAGUCCCCCGAUGAUGCCAGAGCUCCUGGGAGACGUGCCUUUCACCUUGGCUCCCCAUCUUCUUGCCCUGCAGACGGGCUUCGCUGAUCUUCCAGAUGCGCUCUUGUCUCGGGACUUCAAUGAUAAUUUGGCCAGCUUCCGAUACGACUUCACUCUGGAAAACUCUGUGCUGUGCGACUCCUAAUAAUUCAGCAGAACGCAGUUACUUGUCAUCUUGUCACUUUUAAAUGUUUUUGUUGCAAGUGGCUUAAUAUUUUUAAUUUCUGUGAUUAACUGGAAGUUGUAUUGACUCGUUUGCAACAAUUACAAGCUCUUAGAAUGUUUCUUUGAACAUAAAAAGUAUCAAAUUUUAGCUGGUGCAGAGAAAAUCCGCGUCUACCACCAGCCACUGGUGAAAUUGUUUACACAGUGUCACAGCUACAUGUUAAGAGAAGUGUUGCUUUCUUUCAAAAACUGUUCUAAAUUUGUUUCUAAAGGAGAAUAUUGUUUCACUCCUUCUGCUCAUCUGAUUAGACUGAAUGGCAUCCUCUUGUUUUUAGCCUGUUUACAGACAGUUUAUAUAGAACAUGGUCCUUUCUAUUUAAUUGAACUGUGUUUGAUAACAAAUACUGUACCUUGCAAAGAACAUCUGCAGGAGGGGCAACAUUUGACUUGAUCACACCGAGUUCUCCCUUCAGUUUUCUUUACAUUAACGAAAACAUCAUGAAAAGGGUUCUAGAGAGCAUCAGGUUCUCAUUCUUGUAAAACUAUAAGUAAAGUAAAAAAAAAACAUAAAAAUCUGCCAGCAGUAAGCAAUAAGACAGUGAGGCACUGUCUAAAAACCUUUCACCUUGAUAAAUUUAUCACAGCCCUCAAGCGUUUUGAGAUUUGCAUUCCGUCUACUCUCUAAAUACAGGGCUUAUCCAUGACCAAAUGCAACUUUUGGGAUAUUAAAGGAAUUAUUUAUCUUUAAUUACCUAUGAAAUACUGUAGUGUUUCCUGAGGACUAUAACUGUAACUGCUUGCAUAGACCUUUUUCUGAUUUAUAGACACUUGAAGGCUGCGAGGACUGGCCAGCUCCUAACAUGCUUUAGAAUACACAAAAUAGCUGCUGCUAGCUAAUACAAAAAUGAGGAGUUAAUUAAAACUUAAUUUUUAAAAGGUUUGCGAUGGAUGGAUGCACUUUGAACGCACCUUUCUCUGAUUUAAUGGUCUCAUCUGUUUCCAAAAGGGUUUGGUGAAUUGACCCCUAAUUGUAGCUUGAGUGAGAAAGGGAAAUUGCAGGAUGAUUUAAGGAGCCUGACUGGGCUGAGCUCUGUUAUCCUUACACAGCCUUGAGCAGGAUCAUUUUAGGAGCUGUAUAGGGUAAAAAGAAGUCAAAGAUGAUGAUGAUCGUGAUGAUGGAAUGACACCUGUUGAUUAAUAUUUCUUCAUCUUUUGUGAUUUGCAGCACAGGGGGGUGUUUCUCAUGUAUCCUAAAUUGGAGAAUGUACAAUUAAGGGAAGAAAUAAAUGAAGGAUUCUGCUUAAAAUGAUCAUCAUUAAAACAUGAAAAGUAGGUACUGUAUAUCAAGGACACAGGCACAUACAAACCUAUCUACAAAUCAAAUGUUUUAACAAAGGCUGCAAAUUGUUCACAUUCAGAGCUUCACAAGUUUUUAAUAUGUAUUAUCUAUCAUGAAAAAUAUGCAGUAUGAUUUGCACAAUGAGGAUGUAUAAUACAUUUUCUCCUUUUUUUUUGUAGAGUCCAAGCCUUGCAUGAUUUAUAGCUAUACACUACAUCUGUGGUCUAUAUUCUGAGUGCAAACAUACAGCAUGUUAAGUGGAAAUAUCUAUAUACAUGUUACAAUGUCAAUGUGUGUUUCUUUUUGCAGUAUUGUAGGUGCAAAAAUACUUAACGUGGAAUUGUAACUGUACCACAUGUCUGUGUUAAUUUGAAGUAGACUUUGACACCAGGGAUAAUGGCACAGAAAACUCUCAAAAGCUUUUUUGGGAUGGCUCUCUCAGGAAUCAUUUACACAUUCAAGACAACGAAAAGAAAUUAAGACUAUGUCUUAGCAUGAGUUACAACUUUUUUUGAAAAACAUUCAGUAGUGCCACCUUUCUUACCAUGAUCUAGUUUUGAAUUAAUAUUAUACAUUACUAAUAUUGGCUUAUUAUAUAAACUGAUAUUUCCUAUCAGUUUAUAUAAUAAGCAUUUCUGAGGACAGAAAUACAGUAUUAAUGUUUUGGGAAACAUGGUUGUUUUUAUUUUUAAAAACAUUAUGCUGCCCUUGUCUUGUGUAUAGACAACCUAAACUGUGUGAAUCGUGUUCACAUAGUCCUGUGCCUUGUUUGAUUAAUGAUAAUAUUAAACAUGAUGUAUGAAAUUUCUAUAAAUCUAAAACCGUUACAUGUUGCUGUUACAAAAGUUAGAGUUUGUAGACAGACUGGCCUCUGUGGUUUUUUUGCUGCUCAAAUUAUUUUCCAUUUCUGCUUUCCAAGAACUUGUUUUUCUUGCUACUUGAGAUUUCAUAUUGUAUCCUUGUUGGAAAGAAUCACAGAUUUACUAAAUGAUAAAGCAAACAAGAUCCUUACCACCUUUUGCAUGUGCUGCACAAAUUGUUGUAGAAAUGAUUAAUAUUUUUAUGUGUCAAUAAAGAACUGUUGAAAAACUC
Messenger RNA from Lepisosteus oculatus (spotted gar), 3030 nucleotides. RefSeq names its product UBAP1-MVB12-associated (UMA) domain containing 1 (gene umad1). NCBI's taxonomy places the organism in Eukaryota, Metazoa, Chordata, Actinopteri, Semionotiformes, Lepisosteidae. The record is from RefSeq and is a predicted model, not a curated record.